Messenger RNA from Aspergillus mulundensis, 1236 nucleotides. RefSeq names its product TVP38/TMEM64 family protein. Gene Ontology annotation, cellular component: Golgi membrane. The coding region runs from base 1 to 1236 and encodes 411 amino acids. The transcript is spliced from 3 exons. NCBI's taxonomy places the organism in Eukaryota, Fungi, Ascomycota, Eurotiomycetes, Eurotiales, Aspergillaceae. Gene Ontology annotation, biological process: mitotic spindle elongation; vesicle-mediated transport. The record is from RefSeq and is a predicted model, not a curated record.
AUGCCCGCAGACUACACCUCUACCGCGCGGGCUCUUUCUGUUUCAACUACUUCGUCUCGAACACCAUCUCCGGCGAACGGCGCUCGCCCAUUAUGGAGCCAACCUGAGGCUGACACUCGGAACAAUAACGGCUUCGCUGCCCGGAGGUCGCCUCCCGCGCCUAAACAGGGAAUCAUGGCCCGGAUAAAUGUAUUAAACGAGCGCGUAUUAGCAGCAUGGCGAAAGAUGACUUUCUGGCAGAAAGUCGGCAGCGUUCUGGCUGUGAUCGGUCUCAAUGUCCUGGGCUUCGGCUUCCUGUAUAUCACCGGGAGGGUAUUCCAAUGGCUCGGACCCGUUGCUGAGAAAUGGGAGCACUCGGUGACGGUCUUCAUCUUGAUGUGGCUGGGAGUAUUCUUUGUCUCCUUUCCCCCAUUGGUCGGGUGGUCGACGUUCGGCACAGUUUCUGGCUAUAUAUUUGGCGUAUGGAAAGGAUGGCUCCUCUAUGCAUCGGCUACGGUGCUAGGCUCCAUGUGCUCCUUCGUCGCUUCGCGAACAGUCCUCUCCAAAUUUGUGCAUCGACUCGUCGAGCGCGACAAGCGAUUCGCAGCCCUUGCGCUGACAUUGAAGUAUGACGGCCUUAAGCUGCUUUGCAUGAUUCGUCUUUGCCCAUUGCCCUACUCCAUAUGUAAUGGCGCGAUCUCUACUUUCCCCACGGUGCAGCCACUGAUGUAUGGCCUUGCCACCGCAAUCAUCUCGCCAAAACUGCUCGUUCCUGCCUUUAUCGGCAGUAGGCUGCGCAUACUAUACGAGAAGGGAGAAGAGAUGAGCCUAGGCUCAAAGCUCGUAAAUAUUUCCAGUAUUGUCGUUUCCGUGGCUGUUGGGAUCUUUACCGGGUGGUAUAUCUAUAGAAGAACUCUGGCCCGUGCCAAAGAAUUAGAAGAAAGAGAAAGAGACGACAUCCGACAUUCGCUCGAGGCUGACCACGCCGCUCACCGUCCUCACCGCUCGUUCUCGGAUGACCCUGCUGUCAACGCCGCAGCGACAACACUCGCGCGAGACGAGGAAGAACGGAUCGGGUUCAAUGACUUUGAUGAUGACAAUGUUGACCUGGUCAUCGACGAUGAUGACCUCUCCAAUCGGCGGUCAAAGUCACCAUAUCGGGAUGAGUUUACAGACAACGAGUCGGACGUAUUUCGAGACGGAGAUGGGCCUGACAGCGAUACAUACACGCUGCACACGCAUGUGCGACGGGGCUAG